Molecule: messenger RNA, 1603 nt
Organism: Orycteropus afer afer
Lineage: Eukaryota; Metazoa; Chordata; Mammalia; Tubulidentata; Orycteropodidae
Gene: PRMT6
Product: protein arginine methyltransferase 6
Biological process (GO): peptidyl-arginine methylation
Molecular function (GO): protein-arginine N-methyltransferase activity
Source: RefSeq, a predicted model, not a curated record
CCCUGCAUCCUUGGGCCGCGCGACGCCGCGCAACGCCCAUCGGGAGCCGGCCGGAGAGGCCAAGAUGUCGCUGCUCAAAAAAAGAAAGCUUGAGUCGGGGGGCGGCUGCGAAGGAGGGGAGGGAACUGGAGAGGAAGAUGGCGGAGAGCGGGAGGCGGUCCCGUCGCGACCCCGGAGAACUAAGCGGGAGCGGGACCAGCUGUACUAUGAGUGCUAUUCGGACGUAUCAGUGCACGAGGAAAUGAUCGCUGACCGCGUCCGCACCGAUGCAUAUCGACUGGGCAUCCUGCGGAACUGGUCAGGGCUGCGAGGUAAAACGGUGCUGGACGUGGGUGCGGGCACUGGCAUUCUGAGCAUCUUCUGUGCCCAGGCCGGGGCCCGGCGCGUGUACGCAGUGGAGGCCAGCGCCAUCUGGCAACAGGCCCGGGAGGUGGUGCGGCUCAACGGGCUGGAGGACCGAGUGUACGUCCUGCCGGGGCCGGUGGAGACAGUGGAGUUGCCAGAACAGGUGGAUGCCAUCGUGAGCGAGUGGAUGGGCUACGGACUACUGCACGAGUCAAUGCUGAGCUCCGUGCUCCAUGCGCGGAGCAAGUGGCUGAAGGAGGGCGGCCUUCUCCUGCCCGCUUCCGCCGAGCUUUUCGUGGCACCCAUCAGCGACCAGAUGCUGGACUGGCGCCUGGGCUUCUGGAGCCAAGUGAAGCAGCACUACGGCGUGGACAUGAGCUGCCUCGAGAGCUUCGCCACGCGCUGCCUCAUGGGCCACUCGGAGAUCGUGGUGCAGGGCCUGUCGGGUGAAGACGUGUUGGCCCGGCCGCAGCGCUUUGCUCAGCUGGAACUGGCCCGUGCGGGGCUGGAGCAGGAGCUGGAGGCCGGGGUGGGUGGGCGCUUCCGCUGCAGCUGCUACGGCUCGGCGCCUAUGCACGGCUUCGCCAUCUGGUUCCAGGUGACAUUCCCCGGAGGGGAUUCGGAGAAACCCCUAGUGCUGUCCACCUCACCAUUUCACCCGGCAACUCACUGGAAGCAGGCGCUCCUGUACCUGAACGAGCCGGUGCAAGUGGAGCAAGACACGGACAUUUCCGGAGAGAUCACGCUGCUGCCCUCCCGGGACAACCCCCGCCGCCUGCGCGUGCUGCUGCGCUACAAAGUGGGGGACCAGGAGGAAAAGACCAAAGACUUUGCCAUGGAGGACUGAGUCCUGCCUUUUCUCCCAGCUAUCUCCAAGGCGGCCUGACUGGUGUGGGAGAGGCGGGAAAGGAGUAGGGGGGUCCAAGGAGAAAGGGAGAUCACACGUGCAAGUAGGGGGCAAUAUCUGUCUUCUUUGCUCUCAUGCCUCCUGGGGAGGGCGAGUGAUUUCAGUCUCUUUUUGAAGAGAUUCUGCUGGCAAUUUUUAUUUUAAAAGUGAUGAUUCCCCACAGCAAUGGCUGCAGCGUGGUUAUUAAUGGGCUUUUAAGCCUUAAACGCUUGUGGUACCGAGCACUUUUUUUUUUUUUUUUUUUUUUCAUAGGGGGGCGGGAACUUAGGGAAGAAUGAUGUUUUGUGAGGAGCCCAUUCAUUCAAGUCUCUGACACCUUUCACACUUUAUCUAAAUAUAAAACCAGGGAGA